Molecule: messenger RNA, 2025 nt
Organism: Tribolium castaneum (red flour beetle)
Lineage: Eukaryota; Metazoa; Arthropoda; Insecta; Coleoptera; Tenebrionidae
Product: amino acid transporter heavy chain SLC3A2
Exons: 3
Coding region: 86-1945 (619 amino acids)
Biological process (GO): carbohydrate metabolic process
Source: RefSeq, a predicted model, not a curated record
AGCGCCGCGACGUGCCCAUAAUAGUCGAUCAGCUGAGCGCCGAUCACAUGAACUCAAUCGAACAAAUUAGUGCUUGUGUGCGACAAUGGACGGGUUUCUGAAAGUGACAAACCCAGAUUUGACGAGUUCGCCCUCGAAUUCGUUCAUUGCGGAUGAGGUGGCGUCGAUUUGCCCUCUGAUAACGCCUUCGCCCCCAACCAACGACCUUAUUAACCCUCUGCCGGAGUCGAACGAGCCCAACUACCAAAUCGGCGAGGAUUUGGCCACGAUUUUGCAACAGCAUGUGCAAGAUGAGGAUAAGUGCGCAGGGGACUCAGCCUCCUCGAGCUCGUCGGCGUUAGCCGAACCCUCGUGCACCCAACUGCUCAAUCACAGGAACAGCACUUAUCACCAUAUCGCCAAAGACGAAAAUACGGCCAAUGAGGAAACCGCAGGCAAAGUCCAGCCCCUGCAGCUAACGUUCCGCAACCCCCCUGAAAACUACUUCUUCAUGUCGUGGAACUGGCCCCUGAUCCGCAAGGUCUCCCUCGGCAUGUUCCUCUCAGGCCUGGUGGCGAUGGUGGCCCUCGUAAUCAUGAUGAUCUCAACUCUGCCCAAAACCUGCGACCCUUACACCGAGUGGUACCAAGGAAAAGUCUUCUACGAAAUUUUCCCCGCCAGUUUCUACGCCAGCGACCGCAACCACAUGUACGGCGACUUCAAGGGAAUCGCCCUCAAAAGCGGCUACUUGAAGUCGCUGGGCGUGCGAGCGAUUCGCCUCAACUCGAUUUUCCAAACACCCAACUACCCCGACGAUUACAAAAACGUGACGAAUUUGCUCGAAAUCGCCCCCCAGUUGGGCACAAUUGAGGACUUUGACAAAAUGGUCACGGAGUAUCUGAAGCCGAAGAACAUCUCGCUCAUUCUUGAUUUACCGGUUUUUCCGGUUUUGAGGCAACUCAACCGGAGGAGAAUUGAGGCGAACUCGACCAACCAGGAGCCAGCGGUUGAGUUUUUGAAACAGGAACCGGAUUUAAUGGAACAGGUUUUACUCCACUGGACGAGGCACGGAGUUGAGGGGUUCUACCUCAAAGGUUUGGAGCACUUUAUUGACGACCCCCACUUGGGGGCUGCCCUGCGACGUUGGAAAAACAUUCUAGGGCCUGACCGGCCCUUAAUCAUCAGCGAGGGCCUCAUUAACGCGGCCCCAAAAAACACAAUCAAUUUAAUUUUGAACAGUGUGGACCUAGUUGACGUGCGACUGGAGAUAGAGAAGGGCCUUUCGGCCGUCACCAAACAAAUCGAGUCGGUUCAAAACGGGACGCUUUUCUCCCGCCGAGGCCUCCCGUGGGUGCACUGGAGCCUGGGGGACGAGUCCCUCCCGACUCGCCUCGCCAAUCUCCUCCCUUACGGGAACGCGACCUUGGGGGCAACCCUCCUCCAGUUGAUGCUCCCAGGGACCCCGUGCAUUUUCUACGGGAAUGAGAUCGGCCUCCAGCAGAUUUCAGACCCUGAAGGCGACCGCACCGACCAGAAACACCUCCACCACUUCACCUUCAUGGCCUGGGAGGAGCGGAAGCCCAGCCAGGUCCUGCCAUGGAUGCACGGGGAGAGGGCGGUUUCCGACUUUGGCCAGGCCAAGUCUGUGGCGGACAUGGUGGAGUUGAGGGCGAAAUCGCCGGCGAUUUUUUACAACUCGAUUUUUAAAGAGGGGGAGAGCAAGGCCAACUCGGAGGUGAUUUUUUCGCGGGAGAAUUUGUUGGUGAUCCAGCGGUGGUAUCCCAGGAGGAAGAGUUACGUGGUUGUGAGCAAUCUAGGGAAUGCGACCAUUACGCAGGAUUUGUCCACGCUGCUGUACAGCGGGAUUGUGAUCAUUGGGCCCAGGACGGACUCCAAGUCGGGGAGCAUCUCCUUCAAGGAUCUUUCGUUGUGGCCGGGGGAGGCGGUCGUUAUUGAACUUAUGUAAUUUUUAGAGCAUUGUGUAUUUUUUCUGUGAUAAAUGGUUAAAUCAUUGAUUGAAGUAUAAAUAAAGCUAAUUGUCUAUUC